Molecule: messenger RNA, 1153 nt
Organism: Coccomyxa subellipsoidea C-169
Lineage: Eukaryota; Viridiplantae; Chlorophyta; Trebouxiophyceae; Coccomyxaceae
Exons: 1
Coding region: 338-496 (52 amino acids)
Source: RefSeq, a predicted model, not a curated record
ACUGUGACAGACUUUUAGACUCAUUUCACGAUCACCAUCAGACCUCUACAAGUUAGCUGAGGAGCAGAUAUCUACAUAUCUACACACACAAUCUCUCAUCCGACAUGCCAGGCAACACCGAGGCAGAACACAAACCAGAAUCAGCACCCUCUGUGUGGAGAGUCUUGUGGCCUGUCAGGAGCCAUGCAAGGCAACAUAACUAGCAUCCACAUUUGUCUCUGACUACAAAAUAAAAGGGGUUGAUUGUUCUACAGCUACACAUGUGUUCCAUCUGUUCUGACUUUUCACGUGCAGUUUUUUAAAACAGCUUGAUGUUGCACACACAAGAGAUACGCGCAUGAUGUACAGAAGGACAAAUUUAUGUUCUUUUGCAUCCCAAUUUCAAUGCGACAUCUCCACGUUGCACACGCACAACAUUGCUGGAUCCAAGAAAACGUUGCUGGAUCCAAGAAAAACCUUAUUCACACUUCUUCACCGUCUUAGUCAUCUUGCAUAAUAUCAAAAUCAAGAAGGAUAGUUGUCCUGCCAGAGCACAUCAUCUCCCUUGCACUCUACAUAUCCAGGGUAGCAAAGAGGCCUGCAAAGACCAUUCUUGCCCAAAGACAGGCCAGAGCUCAAGGAAAAGCACUUCAAUGCAAUGACUCACGAAAGCAGGGCUUGAUAUGUCCACAGAAGAUCCAAAGAAAGCAGGCUGGCAACAAACCAGGAGAGCAGACCGUAUAAAAUUUGCAGAUGUGUCUCAAUCGUGUCGCAUCACACUCUUGACACGCAUUUUGACACCAAGAAUGAAGCAGAGCAAAAGAGACGCGCUCAAAGCGCAAAGAACAGGCCUAUGAAGGAUGUACACCUUGUGCUGCUGUGACGGUAUGCAGCAGGCUGAAAUUGUACAGGCACAGCUGUACAGGCAACACCGUCACUGCUGAGUCCCGCAAAUGGCGGGUGCCACUACAUGCAGAGCACCUCAGAUUGCAAGAGCAGUACAAAAAAUUUCGUUCCUUAUUUUUACAGCAGCGGUCUGCUUAGAAAGAGGCUGUAGAUUGGCAAAGAAGCCACUAGUGGUCCCUGAAUGCUUUCAGCUGCCCACUCAGCUACUGUCCUCAUGAGCUUUUACGACCCUUGGCCAAAGCUUCUAGUGGUCGCCUCGAGGGAAGCU